Messenger RNA from Clonostachys rhizophaga, 2133 nucleotides. The record is from the annotation of a GenBank genome assembly. Lineage: Eukaryota; Fungi; Ascomycota; Sordariomycetes; Hypocreales; Bionectriaceae.
AUGUCGAAGAGGAUCUUCCCGAUCAACGACUGGGCGCCUGCACAGGAGGCAAUGAUGGGGCUUGAUCAGGCUUCCGGGUCGACGAUGACCUCCCGCGGACGGUCUCACGGGCCCAGCAGCUCUUCAGGCGAAUCCGACGACCAUCGACGACGCAGUCUCAGCCUGUCCCUCCCCUGGAAGCGGCCCAAGUCCGCCAUGCUGGACUUGCAAGAACUUUCGUCACAGAACUUGAGCGGAUCGGCCAUCGAUGACGAUGGGCCCGAAGGCCACACGCGACCCCGCCCUCGAGGGCUCAGCCACGGCAAUGCCUACCAUCACUCGACGAGCAUCAAAGGCAUAUUCCGAAGGGCUUCACUGUCCCUCCGGGGAAUGGUUCAUCGACGUCACCCGGUCGUAGGCGAAGCCAUCACCGAGGAGCACCCAAAUGCUGCCAGACCCACCACUGCCCAUUCGACCUGGAACCGGAUUCGACACCACGCUGCUAUCCGACACUCGCGAUCCUUCUACGGUCUCGACUUUACACACGAGCCUCUUCCUCUGCACUCGCAAAAUACGCAGCCUGGGGGUCAGUAUGGGAGACCAGGGAUUGGUAGUGAGCCACCCUUCAUCCCCCACAACACAGGCGCUGCAGCCAAAGCAUCUGCAGCCAUGCAGAAUGAGGUCUUGAUGCAGAACAGCCUGCAGAGCAUUUGGCUAUACCCAACUACGAGCGAAGACGGAAACGAUCGAGAGAGCGGUAUCGGCAUUACCCUAACCUCAGCGGAUGAGCCCGAUCCUCAGAUUAGCCGCAUCGAUUUCAUCACCCAACUACCCGGUGAACUUGCAAUCCACAUCUUGGCGUAUCUGAAUGCCACCAGCCUCGCCAAGGCUUGUUUGGUGUCCAAGGCCUGGAACAAGGCCGUCGACACUCAGCACAUUUGGAGGGAGUCCUGCCUUCGUGAGACCACUGGAACAUACGCCACCAGCCUCCCUGUCGGUCCAGAUACUGGACAGGGACUGCCGAACAUUCUCCCAGGGAACGACUGGAGGCAGAUCUAUAGGGUCAAGAGGGAGCUCGAUCAACGAUGGAAACAAGGAGAUGUCAGCGCAAUCUCCCUUCAUGGGCAUACCGAUAGUAUCUACUGCCUACAGUUUGACGAGCAUAAAAUCAUUACCGGAUCUCGUGACAGAACGAUCCGAGUCUGGGACAUGCAUACGUUCGAGUGUCGCCUCAUUAUUGGUCCGCCUGAAGUCAUCUCCAAACCAGAUUUGCUUGAUGGCGAGAAGGGCCCGGUCCAUUUUGCGUCAACCUCGGAGGACUCCCACUCGCUCUCAGUGUCUUUCCCGGAUACCCGUGCGUUCAAUGUAUACCACCAGGCAUCCAUCUUGUGUCUGCAGUACGACGACAGCAUUCUGGCGACUGGUUCGUCAGACUCGACCUGUAUUGUUUAUGAUAUGCAUGCCGGGUUCAAGCCGGUGCUUCGCCUUCGGCAUCACACCGCAGCCGUUCUUGACCUCGCUUUCGACAACAAGCACAUUGUGACAUGCAGCAAGGACAAUACCAUAUGUGUAUGGGAUCGACUGACUGGGGCACUGGUUCGCCAGCUCACAGGUCACUCUGGGCCCGUGAACGCUGUGCAGAUGCGUGGGAAUACGAUCGUGUCGUGCUCCGGCGACUUUCUUGUCAAGCUCUGGAACAUUGACACGGGCAAAAAUAUCCGGGAGUUUGUUGGCCAUACUAAGGGCCUGGCCUGCUCCCAGUUCUCCGAAGACGGCCGUUAUGUGGCUUCUGCAGGCAACGACAAGGUGAUCCGCAUCUGGGAUGCGAACACUGGAGAGUGUAUCCGCGAGAUGCGCGCGCACGAGAAUCUCGUUCGAAGUCUGCACAUUGAUAGUGUCAGUGGACGGCUCAUCAGUGGUAGUUACGACAAGGAUAUCAAGGUCUGGGAUAUGGAGUCCGGCCGCGAGCUGAUGAAGUUUCCCCAGUGGCACCAGCAAUACGUUCUCAGUGCCAAGAGUGACUAUCGACGAAUUGUCAGCAGUGGUCAAGAUCAGAGAGUUGUAAUCAUGGACUUUGGCGCUGAUGUCAAAGGAAUUGAGCUGUUGGAGAGCAGUGUUGGAAGCGACAUGUCGUUUUUAUCAGCCUGUAAGUGA